CUAGCUGAAGAAGAAUAAAAAAUGCCGAGAAUCGUUCUAUUUUUGUGUUGCGUUUAUGUGGCUUUAGCUGCCACAACCACCAAAAGGUCACAGCAUUCGACUCAUGCCCAUCACCCACAUUCCCACGGAACACGCCCCACUCACGAGGCGUCAGUGGGAGAAUCUUUCUCAUUCUACUACGACUACCACACGCAUGUUUUGUCCGUAAGAUCUGGACAUACCUGUUACCUGUAUAAAACAAGCUCACAGGAACAGAUGAACAUUCAUUCGUCACAUGGACUUCAUACAAUUGAGAAAAAUGUGAUCGAUAUCAUCGACUCCAAUCCCACUAUGGUCUCCAUAACACCUGAUGCUCUGGUUGCUAUGCAUGCAGUACUUGGACACCUAUAUUUUCUAGAGAAAUGGAAAUCGGGAAUAACAGCGCGGGAACUAAUUUUAGAUGACCAUCUGAACUUAUCACAAAUCUCAGAGAGUCAGUUAGUGCUCACCUAA
Messenger RNA from Saccostrea cuccullata (small rock oyster), 492 nucleotides. RefSeq lists its product as uncharacterized. Bases 22 to 492 code for a protein of 156 amino acids. The record is from RefSeq and is a predicted model, not a curated record. Lineage: Eukaryota; Metazoa; Mollusca; Bivalvia; Ostreida; Ostreidae. The transcript is spliced from 5 exons.